AUCUCUUUGGCACUAUUUCUAGCCCUGAAUUGGGAGUAUAUCAAAUCAGGAUUGGAUCUAUUAUCUUCCAGGUUGCUUCUGGCGACAUCACUAAAGAAGAGUCUGAUGUUAUUGUAAACUCAACAGACAAGACAUUUGUCCUCAAAAAAGGGGUUUCCAAAUCCAUUUUAGAAGCUGCUGGAUCAGCUGUGGAAUCAGAGUGUGCCACAUUAGCUGUGAAUCAUCACAGAAAUUUUAUAGUAACACAAGGUGGAAAUCUAAGGUGCAAGAAAAUAAUUCAUGUUAUUGGAGGAAAUGAUGUCAAGCAAACCAUCUCUGAAGUCCUGCAGGAAUGUGAACAGAUGAAAUAUGUGUCCAUUUCCCUUCCAGCCAUUGGAACAGUUGAGAUCCCUAAUCACUGGGAUGAGAUGAAAGACCAGAACCUUCUUUUGGUGGAUUUACCUCCAGGACAUCAAGAAUACAACCAAGUAAAAGACAAGUUUUCUCAGACUUGUGCUGACUUCAUAAUAGAGAAGAUUCAGAGGAUACAGAACAGAAGCCUUUGGAAUUCCUAUAACAUAAAGAAAAUAUUCAUGGAUGACCAAAACAAACACACAAAUAAUGAAAAAUUCCUCUUCCAUGGGACAGAUGUUGACUCAGUGUCCCAUAUCAAUAGCCAAGGCUUUAAUCGCAGUUAUGCUGGGAAAAAUGGUAAGUAA
Molecule: messenger RNA, 698 nt
Organism: Vombatus ursinus (common wombat)
Lineage: Eukaryota; Metazoa; Chordata; Mammalia; Diprotodontia; Vombatidae
Product: poly [ADP-ribose] polymerase 15-like
Exons: 5
Biological process (GO): negative regulation of gene expression
Cellular component (GO): nucleus; cytoplasm
Molecular function (GO): NAD+ poly-ADP-ribosyltransferase activity; transcription corepressor activity
Source: RefSeq, a predicted model, not a curated record